AAACCAAACACAGAAAGGAAUCAAAGAAACACGAAACCUGCUGAUCUUCUCUUCUCUUUCACUCCAUAUCUGUACAAAACAGAUUACAGCCAAAAAAUCCGAAACUGAGAAAUUUAACAAUCUUUUUAUUUCUUGAUCUUUUUUUAAAAAUCCAAAUAGGGGAAUGGUAAUAGUACAGCAGCAAGAGGAGGAAAUAAGGCAAGGUGGAGGAAAGAAGGGAAUGCGAUUAGGGAAAUACGAAGUCGGAAAAACUUUAGGAGAAGGCAAUUUUGGGAAAGUGAAAUACGCUAAACAUAUUGAUUCAGGUCAAUCUUUUGCAAUUAAGAUUUUGGACAAGGAUCGGAUUAUUGACCUUAGGUCUACUGAUCAGAUUAAGAGGGAGAUUGGAACAUUAAAACUCCUCAAACAUCCUAACGUGGUCAGAUUAUACGAGGUCUUAGCGAGCAAAAGCAAGAUUUAUAUGGUGCUGGAAUACGUGAAUGGUGGUGAAUUAUUUGACAGAAUCGUGUCCAAAGGAAAACUAAAAGAGGCACAAGGUAGAAAACUCUUCCAACAAUUGAUUGACGGUGUUAGUUACUGUCACGAAAAAGGUGUCUUCCACAGAGACCUCAAGCUAGAAAACGUACUCAUUGAUUCAAAAGGGAACAUAAAAAUAACGGACUUUGGGCUCAGUGCUUUACCCCAACAUUUUAGGGAUGAUGGUUUGUUGCAUACAACUUGCGGUAGUCCCAACUAUGUCGCCCCUGAAAUUCUUUCUAACAGAGGAUAUGAUGGCGCGACAUCAGAUACUUGGUCGUGUGGUGUCAUCUUAUAUGUCAUUCUCACUGGUUAUUUACCAUUUGACGAUAGAAAUCUUGCAGUACUUUAUCAAAAGAUAGUUAAGGGGGAUGUUCAUAUACCAAAAUGGCUAUCCGCUGGAGCAAAGAACCUCAUAAAGAGGAUUCUUGAUCCCAACCCACAUACUCGUAUAACGAUGGAAGAAAUCAAAGAAGAUAAAUGGUUCAAAGAAGACUAUACUCCUGUAAAUCCCGACGAAGAAGAUUUGGAAGAUGAUCCUGCAUCGACAGAUAAUCAAGUCUUAGCAGUACAAGAAACACCACUUGACGCGCAAAGAGAUCCAGAAUCACCUUGUGUGAUAAAUGCUUUCGAGCUAAUAGGGAUGUCGUCAUGUCUUGAUCUUUCUGGAUUUUUCGAGAAAGAGGAUGUUUCUGAGAGGAAGAUCAGAUUUACAUCCAGUCUCUCUCCAAAGCAGUUGCUGGAGCGGAUUGAGAAUAUGGUAACACAAAUGGGAUUUCAUGUCCAGAAAAAAAAUGGAAGGUUGAAAGUGAUGCAAGACCACAAAAGCCAAAAGAGCACGGCUAAUCUCUCAGUAGUCGCUGAGGUUUUUGAGAUUAGCCCAUCGUUGUAUGUUGUAGAGUUACGAAAGUCUUCAGGGGAUUCAACAGUAUAUAGACAGUUGUGUAAUAGGAUAUCGAGUGAUUUAGGUGUUCAGCGAAGCCAGGAACUCAUAGCUACUGAUGUAUAUUGAAAGCUGCGGACCAUUUGCAGUGGCGAUUAAAUCCAUUUUUUUGUUCUUUUCUCCUCUUCUAUAUUUAGAGGAGUCGAGCGAUAUAGCAUGAGAUACGCUUAGUUGUUUGAUUCUACGAGCGAUAUAGCAUGAGAUUAAAUGGCAAACACCAUUGAUUUGAUUAAGUGUACAGUAAGAAACAUGGCGUUAGUCGCCUUAUCAAUUAGUACAUUAAGGUAAAUUUGUAUUCUGUAGUAUCUAUUAUUUAGAGGACCUUGCUCUUGGAACAUGGCGAUAGUCGCCUUAUCAAUUAGUACACAUUUAGCUAAAUCUGUAUUCUGUAGUAUAUAUUAUUUGGAGGAGCUUGCUCUUUACAGGGAUUUUGAAGUCUCCAACCAGUUUAUAUCUGCUCAUAAAUAAUAUUGUAGCACUAUUUUAUUUA
Nicotiana tabacum (common tobacco) is the source of this 1949-nucleotide messenger RNA. RefSeq names its product CBL-interacting serine/threonine-protein kinase 1. The record is from RefSeq and is a predicted model, not a curated record. Gene Ontology annotation, biological process: signal transduction; protein phosphorylation. Gene Ontology annotation, molecular function: protein serine/threonine kinase activity; ATP binding. NCBI's taxonomy places the organism in Eukaryota, Viridiplantae, Streptophyta, Magnoliopsida, Solanales, Solanaceae.